Molecule: messenger RNA, 714 nt
Organism: Arabidopsis thaliana (thale cress)
Lineage: Eukaryota; Viridiplantae; Streptophyta; Magnoliopsida; Brassicales; Brassicaceae
Product: insulin-like growth factor binding protein
Exons: 1
Coding region: 88-534 (148 amino acids)
Source: RefSeq, marked reviewed
ACACACAAUCUUUUAUCUUUCAUUGUUUCUCUCACUCUCUCUUGUUGUGAAUUCUUUCCUUUGAUCUUUCAGGUUUGCAAGUUCCAAAUGGGGAAAAAAUCUAAGCCGUUUAUAUUAUCAUCAGAUGCACCUAAGCCCCCUCAUAGGCAGCCUUACAAAGCUCUUCUGAUAAGCGCUCAGUCAUCUAAAGUGAAUUCAACAGAUGGUGAAGCAACUGGUUCGCAAAUGAAGCCGCGGAAACAAAGAAAAGCCCCUUACAAAGCUCUUCUCAUUAGAGCUCGAUCACCAGGACUAAGUGAGGAAAGCUCUUCGGAGAGUGACUUUUCCUAUGAAGCGGAUUGUGAAGCAUCCGAUUCAUCAUCAGCGGAGAGUGAAGCAACCAAUAUGAAGCCGAUGAAGAACAAAACUGCGAGAAAAGCUCCAGAAGCGAGGCUAGCAGACAAAGAGCAAAACAAGAGGAGAAGGAUCUCAGAGAAGAACAAUAAUCCUGAAGAAACCAUGUCCUGGGAACCAGAAGUUAAAAAGACUCUUUGAAAGAAGAUUUCGACAGAAGAAGCAUAAAGCAAGGCUAAGGAGAAACCAUGAUCUCAUGUUCUAAAAUUGUAGUUCGAUCUUAUCUUUUAUUUUCUUAAUUCUGAUUUUUAAUUUUGUGUUCUAUCAUAAACAUUAUCAUCUUGCUGAGAAUUUUAAUCCAAUAUUUUCUUUUGAGCCUUC